UGUUUAUAUUAUUUAAAAAAAAAAAAAACUAGAUUUCCGAUAGUGUGCUACAUUCCUACCUCGAACGGAAACAAACCCUAACCUCGACAAUGGUGGUGAUGACGCGGAGUCGACGGCGCAAGAUGGCGGAAGCAACCGUGGAGUCACCGACUACGAUUCUCCCGGAGGAAGUGAUGAUUGAAAUCCUUUAUAGGGUUGAAUUGAACAGUACUCUGCAAUUGAGGUGUGUUUGCAAAUUGUGGAAAUCGCUGGUUCAUGAUUCUCAAUUCGUGAAGAAUCACCUUUUCAAAUUGCUCAAUGAUAUCACCGUUCUUUUUUCUAAGACCGCGGAACAGUUCAAUGCUUUCAAAUCACAGCAUCUUAUAAAUAACCCGGUCGUGCCUCAAGAACAAGAACAAGAACAAGUGGUUGAUGAAGAUGGCGAAGAUGCAGCACAAGAAGAUGACAAUGCUGCUGCCGAAGAAGGCGAUGCUGCUGAUGAAGAAGAAGAAGAAGAUGAGAAACAUUGGUUAAUGACUGCACUUGCUAAGUUGGAUGGUGUUUUGGUAAAUGUUCAGUCUCUCAAAGGGGAUUUCAAAUUUAUCAACCUUGAUACGCAAAUACAAGCUGUGGAGGAUAGAAUGAAGUGUCUCCGAGGCUUUAUUCGAAUUUAUCUCAAGUCAGAAAUAUCUUCAUCCUCAUAGUUCUGAUUUUGUCUUUUAUUGUCUUUUGGAAUGUUGCUACUGAUUUCUAGAUUAUCUUGUAUGGUUGCAUGUUUUUGCUUCAAUUCAAUAUGAAACAACAGUUAAGAGUAGAUAUUAAUUGAUGAUUUUUUAAUGGAUUAGUUAGUUGAAUUUGAACAA
Messenger RNA from Medicago truncatula (barrel medic), 842 nucleotides. RefSeq lists its product as uncharacterized. The record is from RefSeq and is a predicted model, not a curated record. Gene Ontology annotation, molecular function: protein binding. The transcript has a single exon. The coding region runs from base 90 to 683 and encodes 197 amino acids. Lineage: Eukaryota; Viridiplantae; Streptophyta; Magnoliopsida; Fabales; Fabaceae.